Molecule: messenger RNA, 1020 nt
Organism: Geodia barretti
Lineage: Eukaryota; Metazoa; Porifera; Demospongiae; Tetractinellida; Geodiidae
Source: the annotation of a GenBank genome assembly
AUGGCUGCAACCGAAGCGGCAACUCGUCCAGCCGUGCGCGCCAUAGACGUGGGGGUCUAUUAUGGCUCCAACAAGGUGGUCGAAGGCGUGAGCCUGGACAUACCGGAACAUGAGAUCACCGCGAUCAUCGGGCCCAGCGGGGCAGGGAAGAGCACGCUGCUGCGGUGCAUUAACCGCAUGAACGACCUCAUCGAGAUCUUCCGGAUGGAAGGCGAAAUGUGGUUUGGCGAUUUCAACCUUUACGAUCCCGGAUCGGAUCCAACGCAGAUCCGGUACAAGAUUGGAAUGGUGUUCCAGCGUCCCAACCCGUUCCCGAAGUCGAUUUACGACAACAUCGCCUUCGGCCCGCGCAUCAACGGGUUCAGCGGCAACAUGAACGACAUGGUGGAGCAGUCGCUGAUGGCCGCAGCGCUGUGGGAUGAAGUCAAGGACCGGCUCAAGGAGUCGGCUCUGUCGCUUUCCGGCGGGCAGCAGCAACGGUUGUGCAUCGCCCGAGCGCUGGCGGUGGAGCCCAGCGUGGUCCUGAUGGACGAGCCCUGUUCGUCCCUGGACCCGAUCGCGACGCUUGCCAUCGAGGAGUUGAUGCAAGAGCUCAAAAAGACCUACAGCAUCGUCAUCGUGACGCACAACAUGCAACAGGCGGGGCGGGUGUCCGACAAGACGGCCUUCCUGAUGCCCGACGAGAAACGCGUGGCGCACCUGAUCGAAUUCGGGGGACACCCGAACGCUGUUCACCAAUCCCGCCGACGAGCGCACAGAGGCAUACAUCACGGGCCGAUUUGGCUAGGCACCCGGGCAGCAGCCAAGCGGUCUGAGGUUCACCCAAAGGGGGCGUCGAAUGCUGAGAUCAGAUUACGAACGCGAUCUGUCGAGCCUGCAAGCCGACCUGACAGAGAUGGCCACCCACGUCGAGCAAGCGACCCUACGCGCGCUCGAGGCGCUGCAGAAUCAAGACCUCGCACUGGCGCAGCAGAUCAUAGACGAAGACGACCAUCUGGAUCAUCUUCAAGACGCCCUUGA